This is a messenger RNA of Salvelinus fontinalis (brook trout), 4245 nucleotides long. Its product is annotated as proline-rich protein 36-like. The transcript is spliced from 7 exons. Bases 156 to 1763 code for a protein of 535 amino acids. The record is from RefSeq and is a predicted model, not a curated record. Gene Ontology annotation, molecular function: protein kinase binding. Gene Ontology annotation, biological process: positive regulation of protein tyrosine kinase activity; neuromuscular junction development. NCBI's taxonomy places the organism in Eukaryota, Metazoa, Chordata, Actinopteri, Salmoniformes, Salmonidae.
AGAUCAGUUUCCUGUUUGACUGUAUAGUCAGAGGCAUCUCUCCUAGUAGAGCACCUAGUUGCCUCAGACCUAACCUACCAGAUCCCAGUGCUAGCCGGUCCUCCUCAGAGGAGAGGAUCAACCAUGAAGCAUCGGAACUAGAGAGAAGACUCAGUAUGCUGUCCCACAGCAGUAGACAGAGCAGUACAGCCUCCACCUCCAGUUACAGCACCUCCGUUGCCGGGGACGACCGCAGCAGUAUCUCUUCCUCCUCCUCCAGCCAAUCAGACGCCAGCUACGGAAGCCACUUCCCUUUAUGGCCAGAGCCAAAACGCCCCACUUCCUCAACCGAGACCCUGUCGGCCCCUCCCACUGCGAGGUCCUCGACCAAUCUGGACGAGGAUCUCUAUAAUGCUGUCAUGAAUCGCCCUCCUUUCAAACCGCCUUCCCACUCUCGCAGUCUCCACGACAGCGGGCGCCAAAGCUCAUUAGACAGCGGGAUAGGCAUCGCCACGGCCAGCAGCCAAUCGUCUUACUCUGGGAGCCUCUCUUCCUGUACGGGCAGCCUGGACACAGCCAGUCAAGGAGGAGGGGAGGAGUUUGGGUCUGUCCUUAGUCUACCUCCCCCUCUUCUCUCUCUACCUCCUCUUUCUCUACCUCCCCCUCCUCCCUCUCUACCUCCUCUUCCUCCACCCAUUCUACCUCCUCCACCUCCUCCUCUGUCCUUAAGGACCCCUGAGCCCGGCCCUCUCUCCCCCCCUACUCCCUGCUCCUGCCCCCCGUCUUGCUCCUCCGCCUCCACGACUAGUGGUUAUAGCUCUGGCGCCCCCCGGUGGCAGAGUGAGGAGUACCAGGCACCCAGCCUUCUCAGACUACAGUACGACAGCCCCAGGAAUCUCCUGCACACCCUGGCCUUCAGGGAUCCUCCACCCCAGGGAGGAGCACCCGAACUGGGCAGGGACAGGCGGCUCGGUGGGGAUGGAGGUCAAGGACAGAUCCAGGGGCAUGGGUGUCCUUCCCUCCCCUCCACACCCACUGAGGCUUCUCUCCAGCGGGUAGGCACCCCGAGGCAGGCCCCUGUAGAACGGCCCCUGUCCUGGAGCAGUGAGAGAGCGCCCCCUGUGGACAGUGGUGAUCGGUGCAGCAUCAUGGCUCACACCCAGAGGCUCACACCCAGACCUCUGCUGUUCCCUGGCUGUCCAGUGUGUGGAGGAACACAGACAAUCAGCCCUUCACAUUCAGGGCUUUCCCCAACACCAGAUCCCCCACCCCAGUGUAGAGAGGUGGGGCGGGGUGAGGCGGGCCUCUCUCACCCUCUAGAACCCUCCUAUUCACCCCCACCUCCCCCCGGCACGAUGGCGCCAAGCAGACAGACCUCAGUCUCUGGUGGGAGAUUCUUUAAGUUUCCUCCGGAUGCUUCCACCAUGAUGAUGUCAUCAGUCUUGGACAGACGUCACCAUCGCCACGCCGACCCCAGUGUGAACUACGUCAACAUCCCCGUUAGCCCUGCGGCUAAAGCGAACAGAGCUGGCAGAGAGCUGCUCUACAUGGAGCUGGAUCUACAGCCGGAGCCCUACGGUGGGCCAGUUUCCACCAACACCACUGCAGCGAGGGGUAACCCUGUGCAGCUGCGUGGACCCAUAGGGGGCUCCACCACAUACGCCCACAUAGACAUCACAGCCUCAGAGACGGCUCAGAGAGUAGCAGCAGAACACGCCCAGAGGAGAGAGGACAGGCUGAUGGAGCUGGAGGAGAAAACGCCCAGAGGAGAGAGGACAGGCUGAUGGAGCUGGAGGAGGACACGCCCAGAGGAGAGAGGACAGGCUGAUGGAGCUGGAGGAGAACACGCCUCUCUCUCUCUCUCUCUCUCUGAUUUGAGUGUUUUCUUGUAAAUAGUAACUGCUUUGUUUUCCAAGAGAUUAUUUAUUAACUUGUAUUAUAUUUAGCCACCCUUUGCCUUGAUGACAGCUUUCCAAACGCUUGGCAUUCUCUCAACCAGCUUCACCUGGAAUGCUUUUCCAACAGUCGUGAAGGAGUUCCCACAUAUGCUGAGCACUUGUUGGCUGCUUUUCCUUCACUCUGCGGUCCAGCUCAACCCAAUUGGGUUGAGGUCAGGUGAUUGUGGAGGCUAGGUCAUCUGAUGCAGCACUCAAUCCCUCUCCUUCUCGGGUCAAAUAGCCCUUACACAGCCUGGAGGUCUGUUUUGGGUCAUUGCCCUGUUGAAAAACAAAUGAUAGUCCCACUAAGCGCAAAUCAGAUGGGAUGGUGUAUCGCUGUAGAAUGCAUGCUAAAUAAAUCACUGACAGUGUCAACAGCAAAGCACCAUCACACCUCCUCCUCCAUGCUUCACGGUGGGAACCACACAUGUGGAGAUCAUCCGUUCACCUACGCUACGUCUCACAGAGACACGGCGGUUGGAACCAAAAAUCUUACAUUUGGACUCAUCAUACCAAAGGACCGAUUUCCACUGGUCAAAUGUCCAUUGCUCGUGUUUCUUGGCCCAAGCAAGUCUCUUCUUCUUAUUGGUGUCCUUUAGUAGUGGUUUCUUUGCAGUAAUUUGACCCUGAAGGCCCGAUUCACACAGUUGAGAUGUGUCUGUUACUUGAACUCUGUGAAGCAUUUAUUUGGGCUGCAAUCUGAGGUGCAGUUAACUCUAAUGAACUUACAGUUGAAGUCGGAAGUUUACAUACACCUUAGCGAAAUAUAUUUAAACUAAGUUUUUCACAAUUCCUGACAUUUAAUCCUAGUUAAAAGUCCCUGUCUUAGGUCAGUUAGGAUCACCACUUUAUUUUAAGAAUGUGAAAUGUCAGAAUAAUAGUAGAGAGAAUGAUUUAUUUCAGCUUUUAUUUCUUUCAUCACAUUCCCAGUGGGUCAGAAGUUUACAUACACUCAAUUAAAAUUUGGUAGCAUUGCCUUUACAUUUUUUAACUUGGGUCAAAAGUUUCUGAUAGCCCUCCACAAGCUUCCCACAAUAAGUUGGGUGAAUUUUGGCCCAUUCCUCUUGACAGAGUCAGGUUUGUAGGCCUCCUUGCUCGCACAAGCUUUUUCAGUUCUGCUACAAAUUUUCUAUAGGAUUGAGGUCAGGGCUUUGUGAUGGCCACUCCAAUACCUUGCCUUUGUUGUCCAUAAGCCAUUUUGCCACAACUUUGGAAGCAUGCUUGGUGUCAUUGUCCAUUUAAAAGACCCAUUUGCGACCAAGCUUUAACUUCCUGACAUGAGAUGUUGCUUCAAUAUAUCCACAUAAUUUUCAUUCCUCAUGAUGCCAUCUAUUUUGUGAAGUGCACCAGUCCAUCCUGCAGCAAAGCACCCCCACAACAUGAUGCUGCCACCCUCGUACUUCAUGGAUGGGAUGGUGUUCUUCGACUUGCAAGCCCCCCCCUUUUUCCUCCAAACAGGUCUAUUUUUGUUUCAUCAGACCAGAGGACAUUUCUCCAAAAAGUAUGAUCUUUGUCCCUAUUUGCAGUUGCAAACCGUAGUCUGGCUUUUUGUUGGCAGUUUUAGAGCAGUGGCUUCUUCCUUGCUGAGCGGCCUGUCAGGUUAUGUCGAUAUAGGACUCGUUUUACUGUGGAUAUAGAUACUUUUGUACCUGUUUCCUCCAGAAUCUUCACAAGGUCCUUUGCUGUUGUUCUGGGAUUGAUUUGUACUUUCGCACCAAAGUCCAUUAAUCUCUAGGAGACAGAACACGUCUCCAUCCUGAGCGGUGUGACGGCUGCGUAGUCCCAUGGUGUUUAUACUUGCGUACUAUUGUUUGUAUAGAUGAACGUGGUACCUUCAGGCGUUUGGAAAUUGCUCCCAAGGAUGAACCAGACUUGUUGAGGUCUACAAUUUUUUUACUGAGGUCUUGGCUGAUUUCUUUUGAUUUUCCCAUGAUGUCAAGCAAAAAGGCACUGAGUUUGAAGGUAGGCCUUGAAAUACAUCCACAGAUACACCUUCAAUUGACUCAAAGUAUGUCAAUUAGCCUAUCAGAAGCUUUAAAACACUAUAAGAAGGAAAUAAAUUCCACAAAUGAACUUUUAACAAGGCACACCUGUUAAUUGAAAUGCAUUCCAGGUGACUACCCCAUGAAGCUGGUUGAGAGAAUAUCAAGAGUGUGCAAAGCUGUCAUCAAGGCAGAGGGUGGCUUCUUUGUAGAAUCUCCAAUAUAAAAUAUAUUUUGAUUUGUUUAACACUUUUUUGGUUACUACAUGAUUCCAUAUGUGUUAUUUCACCGUUUUGAUGUCUUCACUAUUAUUCUACAAUGUAGAAAAUUUAAAAAAUAAAGAAAAA